Molecule: messenger RNA, 586 nt
Organism: Abrus precatorius (Indian licorice)
Lineage: Eukaryota; Viridiplantae; Streptophyta; Magnoliopsida; Fabales; Fabaceae
Product: protein yippee-like At5g53940
Exons: 5
Coding region: 51-443 (130 amino acids)
Cellular component (GO): ubiquitin ligase complex
Source: RefSeq, a predicted model, not a curated record
AGUGGUAAUUGAACAAAGUGAGUGAGUCUCCAACAUAAAGCCGAAAGAACAUGGGAAGAGUGUUUGUGGUGGAGCUUGAGGGCAGGUCUUAUAGAUGCAAGUUUUGCAGAACUCACUUGGCCCUUGCAGAUGAUCUCAUCUCUCAGGCGUUUCACUGUCGUAGGGGAAAAGCAUACCUAUUCAAUAAUGCCGUGAACUUCACAACUGGAGCACCAGAAGAAAGGGUGAUGCUUUCAGGAUUACAUACUGUGGCAGAUAUUUUUUGCUGUUGCUGUGGUCAGAUAAUUGGAUGGAAAUAUGAAUCUGCGCACGAGAAGAGUCAAAAGUAUAAAGAAGGGAAGUUUGUUCUUGAAAGCAGAGGAAGGAUUGUUGAUGAAGUUGAUUUCUCCACUGAAUUCUAUAUCGACAGUCGUGCCAGCAUGAGUGAUGCAGAAGAUGCUUAGCAUCAUGAACCAUGCUGGACUUGUUGGAUCAGGAGAAAGAAUGCACUGCUUUUGUAUAUGAACAAUAAUAAUAAUGACCAUGAAAAUGUUCAAAAUCAAUGUAAUUUAGUUUUUGUUCUUAUUUUUUAAGUAUUAGUGCAUGA